Messenger RNA from Priapulus caudatus, 956 nucleotides. Its product is annotated as epidermal retinol dehydrogenase 2-like. Lineage: Eukaryota; Metazoa; Priapulida; Priapulimorpha; Priapulimorphida; Priapulidae. Gene Ontology annotation, molecular function: oxidoreductase activity, acting on the CH-OH group of donors, NAD or NADP as acceptor. The record is from RefSeq and is a predicted model, not a curated record.
CUCUCUUCCUUCGUCUCCCACCACACACACACACACACGCUACCUCUCACUCACUCGCUCUCUCGCUGCGGAUCGAGGAUAGUUGGCAUCAUGGCGACCGGCGGGAUAAAAGACAGGGCGGUCGGUCUGCUACCCAUCCUCCUUGAAUUCGUCAUGCUACUGCUGCGAGUGGCUUACGAGUGCGCCAGGGCAACUAUCAAGUUCUUCGUACCGCUGCAAUACAAGGCGAAGCGCAUGCAGGGAGAGAUCGUUCUCAUCACGGGCUCGGCCGCGGGGCUAGGUGAUCUGCUCGCCGUCCGCUUCGCAAGACUCGGCAACACCGUCGUGCUGUGGGACGUUGACGCUAGCGGCAACGACGCCAUCGCCGCGCUAGCGAGGAAGGAGGGAGCGAAGGCGUACGCGUACACCGUGGAUAUGGCGAACCGCGACGCGAUCUACGCGGCGGCGGCGGAGGUGCGGCGGGACGUCGGUGACGUGACGGUGCUUGUCAACAACGCUGGCGUGGUGACCGGCAAGAAGCUGCUGGAAGCAGACGAUAACCUGGUGGAGAAGAUGUUCGCAGUUAACACCAUCGCUCAUUUUUGGACAGCAAAGGCGUUUUUACCGAGCAUGCUGGAGCACAACCAUGGCCAUGUAGUCACCAUUGCUAGCUCUGCAGGUCUUGUUGGAGUCAAUGGUCUGGUAGACUAUUGUGCGAGCAAGUUUGGCGCAGUCGGAUUCGAUCAGGCACUUAGGUUUGAACUUGAUGCUACCGGCAAGGAUGGUAUCCAUAGCACGUGCAUCUGCCCCUAUUUCAUUAACACCGGCAUGUUUGAUGGAGUCAACGCCAAGUUUCCGGCGCUGUGUCCGAUCCUGGAAGCAGAGUACGCGAGUGACAAAAUCAUGGAGGCCAUUCUCACGAACCAGAAAAUGCUUCUAAUGCCCAGAGCUCUGUAUUGGGUCUGCACGCUCCUACU